Lasiodiplodia theobromae is the source of this 1152-nucleotide messenger RNA. Its product is annotated as Casein kinase ii beta subunit. The record is from RefSeq and is a predicted model, not a curated record. Gene Ontology annotation, cellular component: cytoplasm; protein kinase CK2 complex. Bases 1 to 1152 code for a protein of 383 amino acids. The transcript has a single exon. Gene Ontology annotation, molecular function: protein kinase regulator activity. Lineage: Eukaryota; Fungi; Ascomycota; Dothideomycetes; Botryosphaeriales; Botryosphaeriaceae.
AUGUCUUCGUCCUCGCAGGUCGCCGAGUCGUGGAUAACGUCUUUCUGCAACCUGCUCGGCCACGAGUACUUCGCCGAAGUGUCCGAGGACUUCAUUGAAGAUGACUUCAACCUGACCGGCCUGCAGUCGCAGGUACCCAUGUACAAAGAGGCCCUGGAGAUGAUUCUCGACGUCGAGCCCGAGGACGAUGAGGACGACGAAGACGAGGAGGACGACGACGAUGACGACGACGAGAUCCUAGGCGACGAGAAGCCCGUCGGUUACCGCCGCAGCGACCGCCGCCAUCUGCGCAUGCACUCGGAUAUCAGCGUGAUAGAGAGCAGCGCCGAGCUGCUGUACGGCUUGAUACACCAGCGCUACAUCACCUCGCGCCCCGGCAUCCAGCAAAUGGCCGAGAAGUACGAGCUGCAGCACUUUGGCGUGUGCCCGCGCGUCCACUGCAACGGCGCCAAGGUGCUGCCUGUCGGCUGCAGCGAUACGCCCGGCCAAGAGACGGUCAAGCUCUUCUGUCCCUCGUGCCUGGACGUCUACACACCGCCGAACUCGCGCUUCCAGACGGUCGACGGCGCCUUCUUCGGCACCACCUUCGGCUGCCUCUUCUUCAUGACCUUCCCCGAACUGGACAUUGGCGCCUCCCGCCUAGACCGCCAGCGCGACGACCACCACCUUAUCGCCGACUCAUCCAGCCAGGCUUCCCACAGCAAGUCGCGUACCGCCUCCUCAUCCUCCACCAUCGCCGGCCAGCUGCCUCCGCAGCCCGCCACCAUAAAUGGCGUUGCGCCGUCCAACCUGGCGCCCGGCCUCGGCGACGGUAGCAUCUACGAGCCUCGCAUCUACGGCUUCCGCGUCAGCGAGCGGUCGCGCAGCGGCCCGCGCAUGAAGUGGCUGCGCAUGCGGCCCGCCGACGUCAACGAGCUGGACGAGGCACAGAUCUUCCACGAUCGGCGCAGGGAGCUGGUGGAAGACAUAGACGAAGAAGACGAGGAGGGCGGGGAUAGCACCAUGAUGGACGCUGCGGCCGAGGGCGUCCCCGUGGCUACGCCGAGGAAGAAGGCCGUCGCAAGGAGGAGACGGACCGCAAACGGAAGCGUAAUCUCCGUUGGAGGUAGAGGGAGCCCUAUGGAUACCAACGGUGUGGGAGAGGGUGGCUGA